AGCAAUUGCUGCGCGCCGCGCGCGUACGAGCGGUACGCGGCCGCAGCGGUGAAAAUAGCACUCGUGAGUGGUGCCCGCUGGACUACUGCGUCGCCUGAUCACUGCCUUGCAUUUGUUUCGCACGCAUUUCGGCUGGCUGCUCCGCACAGCAUUCCAUUGCUGGUUCUGCGCAGCUAUAGAUCACCAGUUUUAGGCGCUCCGGAGGUCUGCGCAGCGAUGGCAUGCCGGCGGCUCCUCGCUGUCGCCGCGGUUGCGCGCGUGGCCGCCGGCGCCGUGAGCUCGGGCUGCGGCGUCGAGAGCACGGACAUCCUCGAAUAUGUGGGGAUGGAGUCAUUACCGCUCGCGCUAGACGGCCACAACCACAUCUUGACGCUGCCACAAGACUACGACUACGAAACGCCAGUGCCCCUUAUUCUAUACAUGCACGGCUGGGGCGGCGACGCGUCCGAGGGCGACGCCUUCGCAUCAACAGCAAGGAAAAAAGGCAUCGCUACGGCAGCGCUGGAAGGCAGCGGGCCGGAAAACUGGCAGAGCUGGAACGCCGGAGGCAGCAGUUCAAGUCCAGGGCCGCGCGGCGCCACCUGCAAGCCUGGUAGUACAGACUACUGCUCCUAUUAUGCCGAGACCUGCGAGUGCGAAAACUCGGACGGCUGCUGGUGGACGACGUGCGAGGACUCGACGCGAGUCUUGUUAGAUGCGCUCGAAGCGGUCGAGAAGAUGCUGUGCGUGGACCUGGAGCAGGUGUGGGUCGCGGGCUGCUCGAACGGGGCCAUGAUGGUCUACGAGGCGCUAGCUGAUUCAAGAAGUGCAGGGCUCUUCGCCGGCGGCGUGUCGAUCGUGGGGGCGCCUCACCCCGGCUUCUGGCGGCCGCCCUCGUCCUCCGCCCACCUGCUCGGGAUCUGGGGCCUCUCCGACACGACGAUUCCGUACGAGGCGAGCGAGGACGCGCCGGGCCCCGGCGUCGCGCUCGCGACCGUAGACGAGGACGACGAGCGCGGCUGGUAUGUGUCCCGUGUCCUUGCUGACAAUGAGCCGCGUCGAUGGCGUGGAGGGCGGUUGUUGGCGUACUGGUGGUACUUGUGAACAUCCACGCCAUCGAGCAGGACACCACACUAGCACAGAGCAGCCCCAGCCCCACGCCGUCGCUCAGAGUCCUCACACCGUCCGACGCACCGCAGGUACUACACGGCCGCGCGCAACGUGACGCGGGCGUGGAGCCUCCACCACGGCGGGCCCGCCGCGCCCGUCGCGACCAACGCCUACGGAAAUGGAGACGUGUCGUGUUCCACGUUCGUCGGCGCCUCCAGAGAAACCGUCGAGUGUACAGUAAAAGCUGGCCACGUCUGCGGCCGCGCCGACGAGAUCGAGACCGCGCUCGGCUUCAUCGAGGGCCGACGAGGGACCUCCUCUGAUAAAAGCUCUUCGUCGACGAGCGACGCCAAGGUCGCGACCGCCGCGGCCGUGGCCGUCGUCGUCACGUGCGUCCUUCUUGCUGUCUUUAUCGUCAGCUUCCUCUUCUACCGGCGGCGGUCGCGGUCGCGCGGCAUCUUCGAGCUCGUCGACGUGUCGCCCGUGAAUACGUUGGCGGCCCCAGGCAUCGCGGCGCCGUCCGUCGUCGGCAAACGGCCGACGCCCUCGCCGCUGCGCGGAUCGCCUCCUCCUAGGGCGCUGCGGCCGACUGGCGCGUUGCUGACGCCGCCGCGCGAGGGAGGCGGCGGCGAGUUUCCAUCUUAAUAUAUUGUGUGCACUUA
This is a messenger RNA of Pelagomonas calceolata, 1751 nucleotides long. The record is from the annotation of a GenBank genome assembly. Lineage: Eukaryota; Pelagophyceae; Pelagomonadales; Pelagomonadaceae.